AAAGGUCGUCUCACAUGCAAUGAACCCGUGCCUGCCGGCCCCGGUCGGAUUUUCUUCCCAAAAUAGACUAAAACCGGUGUCGUUUUAGAUCAGUCUUUGUCUUUUUUUUCCUAAUUUUUUUUCUUGAUAUAUAUGUAAAUAUAUAAGUCUCUCCAUUUUCACUGGAGAGUCCUAACGCCAGCCCACAGCAUUCGUCGAUCACUUCGCUCUCUUUCUCUUUGACUUUAAUUUCUAUGAUGUCGGGGAAUGCUUUAAGAGAUCUCAAUACUUUACCUAUGUCUGAGAGGAAGAAUGACAGCUCUAGUAAAGGGAAUUUUACUAAGCCUUGCAAUGGAAACACAAUUGAAAAUGCUGAAGAGCAGCAGAAGAAAAGCCCUGCCUCCAUUCAUAUAAAUGGAGGUGAAACUGUAAAUGUUGGAGUAGAGGUAGCUAACUCAGAAGUAGAAUACAUUGAAUCUGAGAACUUGAGUGAUCUAGAAGAUGUUGAUUCAUGUCUUGAGAAGCUCUUCCCUGGACUUGACUCUAAAGAUUGGGUUCUGGUUGUUGAAACACUCAAUAAUGUUCGCCGAUUAUCAAUAUUCCAUAGGGAAGCAAUGCAUAGAAUGCUGGGUGAUUUAAUCCCUCUUGUAGUUAAGUCUUUGAAGAAUCCAAGAAGUGCUGUUUGUAAAACUGCAAUUAUGACAUCAGCAGACAUUUUCAGUGCAUAUAACGAUGAUUUGAUUGAAUUUUUGGAUCCCCUGCUUGUACAGCUUCUUCUUAAGUCUUCACAAGACAAAAGAUUUGUAUGUGAGGCAGCUGAGAGAGCUUUAGAGGCCAUGACUGCUUCAGUUUCCCCUAUGUCAUUGUUGCCCAAGUUGCAACCCUAUCUUAAGAACAGAAAUCCACGAAUUCGAGCAAAGGCAUCAAUGUGCUUUAGUCGUAGUGUUCCACGACUGGGUGUUGAAGGAAUUAAAGAAUAUGGAAUGGACAAAUUGAUACAAGUAGCUGCAUCCCAUCUUAGUGACCAGCUCCCAGAGUCCCGAGAGGCUGCUCGAACCCUUCUUUUAGAGCUGCAAACUGUAUAUGAGAAAUCCCAUGACCUCUCAACAACAAUAUCUUCAGAGCAUCCAGAGAUGAGCUCUUGGGAGAACUUUUGUCAGUCAAAACUCUCUCCUAUAAGUGCCCAAGCAGUGCUUCGUGUCACAAACAUUGAUCGGGAAGGUCUCGUUAUUGGUUCAUAACAGUAAGUUUUAUAUAGAAUCAUAUAUGAGUUUGUAGCAAGUAAUGUCUUUUUUAUUUUACUCACAUAUAUGAGCUUUAGUGAGCAGAGUCUACAGCCACCUCUCAUUGCUUUGGUUUUGGUUUUGGUUUUGGUUUGAUAUUUUCUCCUUGUAAAUCCUCAUGAAUCGUUGAGAUGUCUUCGAUCUUGAUUAAGAAAUUAGUCGGAUUGGAAUUGUACGGAUGAUAUUCUUUGCAUAUGGUUCCCUGUCGCAUCUUCCUCGUUUAUGUCAUGGGUUGCAAAAAUAGUAUAAAGUUGAGCCUUUUUGCUUUAAUCUCAUAGCACAACGUUCUACCAGAAAUGUUACAUGAUAAUAUAUUUUACGAUGACAUUGCACUCGCAGAUCUAAAAGACUCAAUAAUGUC
This is a messenger RNA of Durio zibethinus, 1623 nucleotides long. RefSeq lists its product as uncharacterized. The record is from RefSeq and is a predicted model, not a curated record. NCBI's taxonomy places the organism in Eukaryota, Viridiplantae, Streptophyta, Magnoliopsida, Malvales, Malvaceae. Gene Ontology annotation, biological process: microtubule cytoskeleton organization. Gene Ontology annotation, molecular function: microtubule binding. Gene Ontology annotation, cellular component: cytoplasmic microtubule.